Molecule: messenger RNA, 951 nt
Organism: Physella acuta
Lineage: Eukaryota; Metazoa; Mollusca; Gastropoda; Physidae
Product: serine protease 30-like
Biological process (GO): proteolysis
Molecular function (GO): serine-type endopeptidase activity
Source: RefSeq, a predicted model, not a curated record
AUGGAAGACGCCCCACCCUGCGGCUCCCGCCCCAUACCUGGCAACGAUGCCCUAGACGAAAGAUCUCUGUCCCGAGCGUCAAAGAUCGUGGGCGGUGUGGAGGCGGUGGCGGGUUCGGAACCCUGGCAGUUCAACAUGAUGCUGGACGUCUCGCCCGUGGAGGACAAGGACGGGGUGUCCACGUUACACCAGUGUGGGGGAACUAUUAUCGAUGAGUACUGGCUUCUCACUGCCGCUCAUUGCUACACAAAAACUACCAAAAUAACAGUACUCAAUGACAAAAAUGAACAGGAUCUUAAAGAAAUAAGCAUAAAUGUGAACAACUACUACGUUGUUGUCGGUGACUACAGCCUAAAAGAGGAUGAGGUGGAACAGGAGAGGUUUGAGGUGGAAGCCUACAUCCUACACGAGAACUACGACGCUUCGACCAAUGAAAACGACAUCGCCUUGAUCAAGAUCAAGCCUAACGACGGCCAUGGGAUACAGUACAGUGACCGCGUCCAGCCUGCCUGCCUGCCUGAUGCCGACACGGACUACACCGUGGGGCUGGCCUGUAUCAUCUCAGGGUGGGGGAAUACCAACGGGACAGAGGACGGAGUUGAUAAUCCAACAAUCUUGCAAGACGCCGUGGUCCCCAUCUUAGCAGACGACGAUUGCACCAAGUUCUAUGAGAACACUGAGGAUAAAUUCAACAAGGAAACGAUGCUGUGUGCGGGUUACCGUGAGGGGGGCGUUGACACAUGCCAGGGGGACAGUGGUGGGCCUCUGGUCUGUAAUGUAAAUGGCGCAUACACAGUUUUAGGCGUGACGUCAUUCGGCGAAGGGUGCGCCCAGCCCGGGUACCCCGGAAUCUACACCCGAGUACAGAGUUACCUGGACUGGAUUGCUGCAACUAUCGAGAAAAACAGUAGUGAUGGCGGCUACGAUUACUAGUUCACUCGAUCUGAAACA